UAAACACGUCACCAUUAGACAACUCAUUGCCCCCUCCCUCUCGACUUCUUCCUUCAGCUCGUCACCUCCAAGAGGCCCUCAUUUUCUUUCCAGUUCUGUUCUACACCAAAUCAAAUCACCCUCAAAUGCAUUUUUCUUUCUGCUUUCUAGAAGCAAAUCUUUGCUCCAAGAAGCAGCACAUGUGACAUCUUCGCGAAGACUAAGAGAACAAGCGUAGCCAAAGGUGCAUAUUUUGAUUAAUUCGGAUUAGUGUAGUCGCUGAACAAAACCCAAUAUUAAGCUCGCCGUAAAGUAGGAACAAAGCGUCCAAGUACCGGAUUUUCAGACAAAUCCAUACUUGCAGCAUCCAUGGGUUGUGGGGCGUCGAAAUGGAAGGAUCCCGGCAGUAGACGCCAGGGGAGACCAAGAAGCGUCGGUGAGAUGGUCAUCUUCCUCCCGGGGCUCCGGGUACCGAGAACCGUAGACUUCUCGCAGUCCUUUGGUGAUCACCUGGAUAAGAGCAUAGUGGAGAGGCUGUCAGCUCUAAGAGCAAGGGUUGUGGCAAUGUCAAUGCAGGAGUCAGUGGUGGCCCUGAAGAAGCCGAGGCGAGGGAGUACGACGCGGCACGGAGGGUCUGGCACUGCUAAUCUUCUCCAGGCUCUGGAGGAGUACCUACCAGUUCUGCUAGGGCUGGUGAAAAGCAGUGAGCUGAGAAACAAAGUGCAGUUUGUUUGGGCUAACCAAGAAGACGAUGCUGAGGAGACAGCAAUGACAGAUGCUUGGUAUGAGGUGCUGUCUGUGCUGCACUUGAUGGCCAUGGUGUGCUUCCUGCAGGCCAACUACCUGCUUCUUCCUAGGUCAUACGGUGACGGCUAUGGGCCCAGAGUAUCUGAAGAGAGCAGGCGAGCUACCGUUGAUGUUUUCUUGAAAGCAGCUGGGUACUUGGAUUGUGCAUUUCAUCAAGUACUUCCGCAGAUACCGCCUGAAAAAAGAAGGGAACUCCCCGUAGAUAUAGUUGAAGGGAAUCUAAAAGCACUUAGUUUGCAAGGACUUGGUCAGGGAGUUGAUAUGCAACUAGGAUUGGCAAUUGAUAAUCCAAAGGCCACUUUAGCAGUAAAACGGCGUUUAGCUUGCGAGAUGAUCAAAUAUUGGCAACAGAUUAAGGACAGCAUACCAGAGCUUCCUUUAACAGAUGGAUGGGGAAAAAAGCACACACUAUUUGUAAAGUGGAAGUAUGCUGAAGCAAAGGCUUCUGCAUACUAUUUCCAUGGGUUGAUUCUUGAUGAGGGAGACACCGAGAAAUCAGAUGAGAUGGCAAUAUCCUCCCUACAAGCAUCAGAGGAGUUUCUAAAAGAGAGCAAAAAGGCUUCUGAGGCCUUCCAUUCAACUCCUCCAACAUCAAGAAUAUCAAUUCCUUUUGGGACAACCAAAUAUCUCUUGGACAGGAUACCAAGAGAUACAAUAAGCAAGCUCCAGGACAACCAGCACCUGUACACCCAAGAAGGAACUUCAAAUACAGGAAUCAGCAGGAUGAUCACACCACCGCCUCCAUUGCCAGAUUUUCCGUUGGCCCUAAAUCCUGAGGAAUAUGAGCUUCCCCAAUUAGAUCCACUGUGGAAGAAGGAAGCUAAUAAUUAAUGAAGUUUGUUACCAGGAUCAGGCAAGCAAGAAAGUUUUAUUACAAAAGGAAAUAGCAAAUUACCAAUAUUCCUCUGCUGCUGACAAUGAAGAAGAAUUAUGCAGCAUUUUAGUCGACUGUAGUGAAAAUGAAGUGCAUUUCACCAAAAAUUUAUUACUGUGUAUCAGAUAACGAAUUACCCAGCAAGGCCCAAUGACUGGAGAGCUGUACAGACGGAUAUUCUCUUUUGAAUUAUGGAAAUGCUUUUGUUGAAAGAUUAUCAGUUACUAAUUUUGCUAGAACUACACAUAGUAAUCAUCAAGGAUGUAUUUCCAUGGAGUGCUACUUGCUUAAA
Brachypodium distachyon (stiff brome) is the source of this 1952-nucleotide messenger RNA. RefSeq lists its product as uncharacterized. The record is from RefSeq and is a predicted model, not a curated record. The transcript has 13 exons. Bases 349 to 1617 code for a protein of 422 amino acids. NCBI's taxonomy places the organism in Eukaryota, Viridiplantae, Streptophyta, Magnoliopsida, Poales, Poaceae.